CUAAUUCGUAACGAUUAUUUUGCUUUUGUUUUAUCGACUUUCAGAUUAUUUGUGUUAUUAAUUGCGAAAAUUUUGUGUUUUACACCUCUAAGACUUUAAAUGAAAUUAAUUUAGAUUCUGGGAUUUAUGUUGGAUUUCGAAUAAUUUGCAUACAAAGAAAACCAAAACAUGCCAAACCAGCACGUUAAGGAGAUUUUGGAAAAGCAGGAUAGGGAUCUAUAUGUUGCGGAACAGAAUUGCACCAAUCUAUAUGGAAUAGACGUAAAAAAUAAACAUCAAGAUCCUUUUUACAACAAAACUAGUCAAAGUUUUAUGUGCCCUCCAUUUUGGGACUCAAUUAUAUGCUGGCCGCACACGACAGCUGGUGAAAAGGCAGUUGUUUCAUGCCCCCCGUAUUUCACAGGUUUCAGAGAGGGCUACAAUGCAACUAGAACCUGCACAGAAAAUGGAACCUGGUAUGUGAAUGACUCAACACACGAACCAUGGGGUGAUUAUACAGCGUGUUCUAUAGGCAGCACGAUAACAAUCUUUAAAAAUGUCACCCAUCAACGGACUGAAAUUACAGAUAAAUAUGAAAAAUUGGUGCCAAUCAUCAAAGCUCUUUCUCAAACUGGUUAUGCAGUGUCUCUUGUAUCGCUAAUAAUAGCUUUCCUCAUUAUGUUGUUAAUAAAAAAACUUCAUUGCGCCAGAAAUAUACUCCAUAUGAAUUUAUUUGCGUCGUUUAUAUUCAGGGCAUUCUUUCAUAUAUUAAAAGAAAUACUGUUUGUGGAUGGUGUAGGUUUGACAAUAGAUUUUGUUGGGAAAAACGGCGAUUUAUACUUCAAAACUGAUUCUGAGGGGAAUAAUUAUCAAUGCAAAUUGCUGACAUCUUUUGUACAGUAUUUCACGUUAGCGAAUUAUUCUUGGAUUUUAAUGGAAGGGCUAUACUUAAAUAACUUAAUAUGGCGAGCCUUAUUUGCAGAUUCAAGCAGAAACUUAAUAUAUUACAUUUGCUUUGGAUGGGGUUUACCAUUUUUGGUGAUCAUACCAUGGAUUGUAACAAGAAUAUUUCUGGAUGACUCGAUGUGUUGGACUACCAAUGAUAAUUUAAAAGCUUACUUAAUAAUCGUUAUUCCUACAAUGAUAGCUGUUUUGAUCAACUUUGGACUCUUCAUCGUAAUAUCAGUGGUACUUUACACGAAAUUAAAAUCUCCUAUAUGCGAAGACACAAAGAGAUAUCAACGAUGGGCUAGAUCUACAUUAGUUUUAGUACCUCUAUUUGGCGUCCAUUAUUCAGUUUUGCUACUAUUUUACUUUACAGGAAAGACGGAUAUAUGGCUGAUAUGCGAUUCACUUUUUGGAAGCUUUCAGGGUCUAUUUGUGGCAGUUCUUUUCUGCUUUAUGAAUGGUGAAGUCAAAACGGAAUUAAAACCACACAUUUUGAAUAUGCUCAGCUAUUUUGCCACCCAUAGAGUUUUUGGAUUAUGCUUUCCUUGCAGAGAAAAAUUUUUGAGAUCAGCCGUGGGGAGGCACUCAGUUUGCACAACAUUGUCAUAUAGUUCGGUAUACGUUAAUGGACUGGGCCACAAAUCUAGCAAAACCAAAUUUGCAGAAAAAGGAAGGCAGCUCUCAAUUAUUGAAAAAGAGAAGUCUCAUUGUUGCGCUGGAAAGUCCAUGUGUGCCCACAAAAACGGACUAAAUGGCCACAGGCAUAUUUUAUCGUUAAAUGGAGAAGGACAACAGGCUGAAACGUCUCUAAUCUGCCUUGAACAGAGGCCCGAAAAAUGCAGAGUGGAUCCAAGCGCUACAGACGAAGAAAUAUGCAUGUUGACUUCGAAGAAAUGCUAAAGGAAUCGAGCGAUAUAACAAAUAUUUCCAUCAGGCAUAUCGCUGCAAACAGAUUUUAUACUUAUACAGGGUAUUAAAUGAGACAUUUCGUAGUAUAUUAUUUUAAAUAGACAAAUUUUACUUAAAAGUAUUAACACAAUUUGAAG
Psylliodes chrysocephalus is the source of this 1973-nucleotide messenger RNA. The record is from the annotation of a GenBank genome assembly. NCBI's taxonomy places the organism in Eukaryota, Metazoa, Arthropoda, Insecta, Coleoptera, Chrysomelidae.